UCGUCUGUGCAUAUACAUACAUGCAAACAUAUAUAUAUAUAUACAUAUAUGUAUAAGUGUAUAUAUAGACACGCCAUGAUGAAGCUCACCCUAAACGUUCAAAAGAGAAAAGAAAGCUUUCACAAAAUUUAAAGUAAUAGAAAAAGAGGAACUCUAUAUUACAGUGAUGGCUCGUCCAAUGAUCUGCAUUUGUGUAAUGUCCCUCCUUCUUCUUCUUCUAGGGUUUGUCUCGCAAUCUUCCGAAGGGAAAAUGGUUUUGGUGCCUUACGGCGCAAGAAAGGGUUUGUUGUUUCCAAAGGGCAAUAUUGAUCCUCCGGAAAGCUCCGACCGUACAUCGCCGGAAAAUUAUCCGACGAAACAUCGUCUGAUGCAAUCCGUUCCAAGCCCCGCCGUCGGCCAUUAGGCCACUACUUUUGUCCAUUUAAAAAGAUUCGACACAUGUUUCAAUUCAUGUCAUGUAAUAUCCUACAGAAAAAGCCACUAUAUUAUAUAUAUAUAUAUAAUGAUUACACGUGUUUGAUGUAUUUCUACGUCAUUGGUUAUUGUUGGAGUUAGUUUAUGACCCAUGUAAUAAAUGGUAAGAUUAAUAAAUUAAUCAUUUUACGAUUCGAUA
Tarenaya hassleriana is the source of this 613-nucleotide messenger RNA. RefSeq lists its product as uncharacterized. The coding region runs from base 167 to 403 and encodes 78 amino acids. The transcript has a single exon. The record is from RefSeq and is a predicted model, not a curated record. NCBI's taxonomy places the organism in Eukaryota, Viridiplantae, Streptophyta, Magnoliopsida, Brassicales, Cleomaceae.